This is a messenger RNA of Aphanomyces invadans, 4661 nucleotides long. RefSeq lists its product as hypothetical. Gene Ontology annotation, cellular component: endosome membrane. Gene Ontology annotation, biological process: regulation of early endosome to late endosome transport; endosome organization; receptor-mediated endocytosis. The transcript is spliced from 9 exons. Lineage: Eukaryota; Oomycota; Saprolegniomycetes; Saprolegniales; Verrucalvaceae. The record is from RefSeq and is a predicted model, not a curated record. Bases 1174 to 4563 code for a protein of 1129 amino acids.
UGCCGCCGCCGCCGUCACUGCGCGCGCGCCGCCCAAGUCGAGCAAACAUGGGCACGACGGGGUCUGUCGAACAGCGGAAUGCGAUCAAGGAUGUUAUCUUGAUCAGCGACAGCAGUGCGAAGAAGCGCACCAAGGACGACAUCAUGCGUGUCUUGCAAACGUUUUGCCUCGUGUUUCCGUUCGAUAUGCCUGAGCGAAGAAGACGCACCGACAGCUCGGAAGAGAAUGCGGCCGCCGCGUCCAUGGACGUCAAGGAGAAGCGCUUGUUCGACUCGGUGCACCGCUUGUUGAAGUCCGCCGUCGACAACACGGCGACAAACAACGCUGCCGACGAGUCGGACGUCGUGCUUUUGAUCUUAGACACAUUCAAGCGUCUGCUGCAGUGGCGCGAGCUCCACAAACUCGUCCCCAAGUACUCGAUCAAGCCGUUUCUCACGUGCAUGAUGUGGUCUCCGGCGCUAGCGUCGUCCGUGUUGGACGUGCUCCUCAUGAUGAUAACCCGUCCGACUGGCUUGAAAACGGUGGAAGUCGGCGACAAAAUCGAGAUGCUGAACAAGCGAACGCUUGCCGACGACUUGGGCUUCCAAGUCCUCGGGUCGCUCCUGGCGCAGCACCAUCCGUCGUCCGUCCUUUCGGCACCUUCGUCCGCCGAGCCCAUUCUUGAAGCGUCGCUUCGCAUCUUUCAUUGGACCUACGUCGGCAACAAGCUCACGUCCGAUGCAGUCACGUUAGAUCGAGUACAGAAAUCCGCAUCGACACCAUCAACUUCACCAUGAAAUGCUAGGUGACAGACUCCCUUCUCAAUGCCCGCCUGACCCUCCUGCACUUGGCUCACCACCGCGGCGCGGCAUGUUCCAGCGUGGAACUGUACCCGGCAUCAUCGACCGGACCAUCUUCCUUGCGCCACUUGGCCGCCGAUCUCCUUCUCGAACUGUUCUCCGUCGCUGAUGUGGCCCAGGUAACCGUACUUCAAGACACGGCGCGAGACUGCGGGGCGCUACUGUACAUGAUGUCGUACGCGCUGGACACGGCCCCGGACGAGGUGGGGCAGCACAUGCAGGUGAGUGCGGCCUUCCUUUGCACGCGCCAGGCCGCGGAACGCAGCGGCUAUCGCAACGGAAACGUGACACUGCAUGAACACGGUAGAAUGGCGAGCUGACCGCUGACAAGAUCAUGGACGAGGCUAGUCCUCCCUUGGAAGACGGCAUCGACCGACUCUUCCGGGAGAAAGCGGUCGCGUUGGUCGAGAUGUUCUGCGCUGGAAACAGUCGAUCCAAGGCGGCUGUGUACCGCAUGCUCCCCGUGGAUUUGUUUGUCCCGAUCGAAGACCGGCCGGACCUUGUCUCCAAGUACACACUCGCGUCGAUUCGUAAGAGCACCAAGUCGACGACGUCGUCGAGCCUCCUCCUCGGUCCGUUUCGAUCUGAACCUCGCUUCAACGCGCAGUCGGUCGCGCCGUCGUCGUCCAUGCUGGCGUCUGCGCUGUACACGUCAUCGUCAUCGGUGGCGACCCCCGCCACCCACAUCGAAUUCCAGAGAUGGCUGCACGAUGCGCGCACGCAGGGAGAGACCUGGCAGGAGGUCCUCGUGGCGGCGAGGGACGAACACGUGCGGCCAAACUUGAUUUGGCGGCGCGAAAUGCUGCGCGAGCUGCAACUGGCGCUGCGACGUGAGAUUGCCAGGUUGGAAGCCAAUGUGUUGUCCGCAUCGAGUCGUGCCACCACGUCGCCGCUGCCCCGGUCGUCAUCGACUGCCCUGUCGUCGUCGUCCAUGCAAUUGUGGGAUGCCGAGCAGUUCACGGUGCGAUAUGCGUCGUUUCAGCGCGAGUUGGUCGUCCACGGGUAUUUUCUCGACCCGCUGCUGCCCAAACUGAGCAACUUGAACGACCCGUUCGAAGUGCAGGACCACGUGCUGCUUGCGUGGCAUGUCUUGGACCGAGUCGCCGUCGAAACGAACCCGUUGUGGCGACUGCGCUGCAUCAAGUGCGUGCGGUUGUUGCUGCGGCGGUACGCCAUGACGUUUAACGGGCAAUUGCCGAUGCAGUCGUUGCUCCAGCAACUCCAACGCGCAACGUCGCCCGCCGAUCCACCGACACACGCGUUCGCGACCGAGUGCUUUUGGUUGUUUCACGUGGCGAUUUCGACAUCGCGCACCCGCACCGCCGACAGCCUCGUGACCACGUACGACGCGAUCGUCGCGACCGUCGUGGCGGCGCUCCAUGCAGCGAUUUCCUCGCGCCGUUUUGAAGACACCCGCGCGAGUGACACGGACGGCGAUGAUCGACGCGACGCCGAUCGACAUGACGUCCACCGACUCAUGGUCGAGUCGGGAAACGACGACGACGAUGACGACGUGGACCGAACGAGCGAACACGUGCAUGCGCACCACGCAAGAACGGAUGGCGAGGCCGCGCCGGACGACGGUGGCGUCGAUGCGAUGGUCCGCGCGGGGGUGAAUGUGCUCGCAGUCCUUGUCCAGCGCGCCAAAUCGUACGUUCCACAAGUGCUUGCAGCGCGCGACACGCUGGUGCGCGUAUUUCACACGGUGCUGCGGCCGUCGACGUUGGAAGCGUUGCUUGGACUGGUCGAGCACCUCUUGCCUCACCUGACGAAUGCAGGCGCGACGGCAUGUGGCUCGUUCCUGGAACAAGUGCUGCCCGCCGUCCUCAGCGCGUGCAGCAACCCGUGCAACGCCGGACGCAUGACCCACGCUGCGUCUGCAUUUCUGGCCAAGUACAUCUCGCCGUCGCUGUUUCAAACCACUCUCCGCAACGCGGUCGGCCACGACGGGUGCGGCCUCCACCUCGUCCUCGCCGAUCCGACGGUGCUGGCGGCCAUCUUUAACGCGGAUUCAGUCCAGGCCGCCGACGUGCUGUGGGGCGCGACCCUUCGCCACCGCCUCUUUUCCAGCCUGCACCAGGAGUACUACACCGUGGUCUCGGACGGCGGGCUCUGUCGACGACUGUCCAACACAGUACAAAAGAGCGACAGCGGCGAAUUCUUUGAUGCCCAGCCAGACUCGAGCACCGACCUCGACAUUUGCGUCGGCCACCUCUUUUUGCGCUCGUUUGUCGAGCAGGAAGGGUCGUUUCGAACGACGUGGACCGAUGCCAUGUACCGCACGACCAUCGACGCGCUGCUGCAGCAACUCAUGAAAUCGCGUGGGUCGUUUGUGGCGGCCAACAACGACGUCGACGACCCGAUGGAAGUGCAGGUCCUCGUGCUUCGCGCGCUGCGCUACUUGCUCCCUCGCGGUGGACACAACGUACCGAUGGACGCGCGUGUGUUGGAGGUGCUCCUGAGUCCACUCAAGCGCAGCUUGUUGAGCGAAGUCGACCAGGCACGAGGGGGCGUCGGGCUGCAGUUGCUAGCCCAUGUCAUGACGCCACCAAACGUCAAUGCGUCGCACGCACUCGCGGUCGUCGAGUCGUCGUUUGCGCUGCUACAGGACGUCGUGGACAAGACGCUCCAGCCGCGGUACGUCCAGUUCGUUCGCGAACAAGUGGCGGAUCCGCCCCAGCACCACGUCGACGUUGCCAUGACGCUCGUGACGGCGUUCUUCGAGUUGCUUGUCGUGGUGGCGUCCCAUGACCCCGGAGCGUUCGACCGGCGUCCGUCGUUGUUGUCAAAACUGUUUGCGUACUUGUCGGACGUGCCGUCGUGUCCGCAGCUGGCGUUUGCCGCGUUGCAUUGCGUGUCGCGGCUAUGCCAGGUCUCGUCGGUGCUGCCGCCGAUGGUCCUCGUCGACGGCGGCGGCGUGGUCUUUCUCAGCCACUUGCUCGCCACGACGCCAUCGAGUCCAGAAACGUCGGCGGUCGUGACGGCGGCGGCCACGAUUCUCCAGGCGAAUGCGGCGCUUCUCAACGCUGUUCUUGUCCAGCUCUUCACACCUGGCCUCGUCGAGGUGCUUGCGACGGACGGCCCCGCUGCAUUUGUCGUCCGCUUGCAUUGCGCCGACGACGUCUGGACCGCGCGACUCAUCUGGACCAUUCAGAUGCAGGCGACGUUGAACGAAACGUUGCGGCGCGAGGUUGCAAACGUGGCUGCCGCGGCCAAGGACGCCGCCCGGUGGCCCGUGUGGUUUCUCGACCACUUUGUCGCUGCCGACUCGUACCGCUACCUGUACGCGGACGUCGCCGACGAAGUCGUUGUCGGCGGCGUCUACCUCCGUCUCUUUGUCCAGCAAGACAUCCUGUCGAUGCCACUGACGAAGAUCCACGCCCUCGCAGCCGCAUUCAUCCAAGCACAUGGCGCGCUCACGUCGUCGAUCGAGGGUCUCCGCGCGCGAGGCGGGGCCCCGUCCAAAGUCCAAGAGGCCACACUGGACCACCUCUGUCUCGCCAUCCGCAAGAUCGGGGUUGCGUUCCCUGAGCUCGACCUCGUCGAUUUCGUGGACGAUGGGUUCAGCGACACCGAGAGCGUCGGCGAUGACAUGGCGACCUUUGUCGACAUGAGCCCGACGCACGACGACGACGGCGCCGCCGCCGUCCAGCGCAGCGACAUCGAUACACGGCCCGUCCUCGGCAAGCAAGACUCGAUGCAGCUCGAUGAAAUUGUUGUUUAACUUACAUGAUCGCACACGUCGACGGCUUGUCUGGUUCGUCGGCCGUCAUCGCGGCCGCCACCCGCGCGUACUCGGCUUCCGUGAACAAGUGCUUCUCC